UGAAACCCAGUGGGGAACCCCACCUCCCAGGGGCCUCUACCAGCAAGGAUCCCAGGCUGGGGUUUUUCAACCUCUCAGCACUGGGGUUGCACUUCCGCAAUGGGAAAUUACACUUCUAUUUUCUUUCCUGAAAGGAAAAAGGAAGAAGGCAGCGACACGGAUGAAUGAGGUGAUGCAUCACAUCCCUGCUCCACAGCCUUAACUGCCAGACUCACCCCGGCGCACACCACGUGCUCCUGAGAGCCCACAGCUGCGAUGUCAGGUGCAGACGGGCCCCUGGCAGUAAGGCUCCCGUCCAUGGAGACGGCCCUCACCGUCCUGCAUGUGAGCCUGCAUGACCCCGCCCAGAACCUGGACACCUUUGCCAACGUCCCACCGCAGCUGCAGCACGACACCAGCCCAGCUGCAGCUCCCCCGCUCUCCCGCCGACACCUGUUGCUGGAGCCGUACCGGGAGAAGGGCAGCACUCUGCUGACCUUCUGCCUGAAGGCCCUGAGCCGCAAGGGCUGUGUGUGGGGCAACGGGCUGACUCUGAGGUUCCUGGAGCAGGUUCCCCCGGGCAUGGUCAACAGGGUCACCUUCUCCGGCAUCCAGAUGGUUGUCCACAUAGAGGGAGGCACCUCCCUGGAGGCCUUUGUCUGCUGCUUCCAUCUCAGCCCCUCGCCCCUGGUUCACAGGCCCCAGGCUGAGGAGACUGAUGAAUGGGAAAGCACCUCCCACGGGAAACAGCCUCCUCCAAGUUCAGGGCAGUGGGCUCCGGGUCCCCGAGGGCUUCUCCAUGGCCCUUCCCUGCCAAGCCCUGGAGGAGGAGGAGAAACACAGUUCCAGAAGGAGCCCUCAGACACUGUGCCGUGCCAGCCCCACCGGCUGCCCAGAGCAAACCUUGGCCGUAAUAGGACUUGAACUCUUGGAGAGACAGCACGCAAGGCUGACAAGCAAGAGCUGCCUGGUGAUAGUGCAUGGAUUCUGCAAACACGGAAACCCUGGGGUGGGGGGGGCGCCCUCCACUGUUACAGCUAUGCAAGGUAAGGGGAACUUCAUACACUUUUAGAGGCCCUGAGGGGUUCUGAGAGCCUCUCUCAAGCCUUUCCCCACGUUUCCCUCCUCUCCUCUGCCUAGGACUUACUUUAUGUUGUUAAUUUCACCUGGCUCUUAAGAGCCGGAGUUUGAGGUUGCAUCAGGAAUGCAGGGACACAUGUAACAAUUACGUUUGUGGUAGCUCUGGGUUACCUUGGGCUUUCAAAUACCCACAGGCACUCGGGGCUUAGGGAAGCCUGUGUUUAAUAAACUGCAAGUAUUUCAUUAA
Ailuropoda melanoleuca (giant panda) is the source of this 1306-nucleotide messenger RNA. It is a transcript of the gene TIFAB, whose product is annotated as TIFA inhibitor. The record is from RefSeq and is a predicted model, not a curated record. Gene Ontology annotation, biological process: positive regulation of canonical NF-kappaB signal transduction. Gene Ontology annotation, molecular function: protein binding. NCBI's taxonomy places the organism in Eukaryota, Metazoa, Chordata, Mammalia, Carnivora, Ursidae.